Pelagomonas calceolata is the source of this 741-nucleotide messenger RNA. Lineage: Eukaryota; Pelagophyceae; Pelagomonadales; Pelagomonadaceae. The record is from the annotation of a GenBank genome assembly.
CGGCCGCCGCCGCCGCCGCCGCGUCUGCGCGCGCGGCCGCGUCGGCCGCGGCCCGCUCCGCCUCGCGAAGCUCUCGGUCUCGCGCGGAGAGUUCAGCCUCGAGCUCGGCGACGCGCUUGCGCGCCGCCCGCGCCUCGUCCUGGGCCGCCUCGAUCGCCUCGACCUCGGCCUCGCGUUCCGCCAGGAAGGCCGCCCGUUCGCGCUCGAGCUCGGCCAGCGCCGCGCGCGCUUCGGCGAGCUUGCCGUCGGCGGCUUUCGCGCGCGCCUCGGCGGAGUCGGCGCGGGCCGCGGCCGCCGCGGCCUCGUCCCGCGCCGAGCGCUCGAGCCUCGCCGCUCUUUCUACAAGAAGGACCGCUUUCUCGGCCGCGGCCUCGACGCCCUCGGCCGCCGCCGCCGCCGCCGCCUCGGACGCGGCCACGCGCUCCGACAACGCGAUCGCCUUCGCCGCGACCUCCGCGGGGGUCCCGUACAUGGCCGCGCUCACAAUCUCGCGCACGUUGGGGUCUACCUGCUCUUCUUCUGCACGUCGUAGCGGUAGCAGGCGCCGGGUGGGCUUUGGCAGGCUCACCAGGGCCUCGGCCCAGGCGGCGAACCAGGAGACGUAGAGCAGGCGCAUUGCAAGCACGAUGCGUUCACGCCCUGAGCUGGGGUGUUAUACGUCUUACGCGCGCGCAGAAUCGAGGAAUCGCGGCCUAGUGAGGAGAGCCACACGCUGAGAGCCCAAGCCAAUAUAUACCCUAG